AUGUGUCGUUUUGCAAUGCUGUUGUUUGUGGUGUUGGCGGUGACGGCCGUCGUGGUGACAGAAGCACAGAGAGAACCUUCAGCUUCAAAGUGUCAGGCUGCAACAGAACUAGCAAUAGAGAUUCUGCAGGCAGCGAAAGGCGCUCACACCGGGGUGGUCGUGGGACCCCACAAGAGGAACUCGGAGCUCAUCAACUCUCUUCUGGGUCUUCCCAAGUUCAUGAUUGACGCCGGCAGGAGGUGAUGAGAUGCCUCCCU
This is a messenger RNA of Penaeus vannamei (Pacific white shrimp), 257 nucleotides long. The record is from RefSeq and is a predicted model, not a curated record. NCBI's taxonomy places the organism in Eukaryota, Metazoa, Arthropoda, Malacostraca, Decapoda, Penaeidae.